Closterium sp. NIES-65 is the source of this 1674-nucleotide messenger RNA. The record is from the annotation of a GenBank genome assembly. Lineage: Eukaryota; Viridiplantae; Streptophyta; Zygnematophyceae; Desmidiales; Closteriaceae.
AUGGCUUCAGAGGCUCAGGGUACCGAUGUGGAGACGUUCGCUUUCCAGGCUGAGAUCAACCAGCUGCUCAGUCUGAUUAUCAACACCUUCUACAGCAACAAGGAGAUCUUCCUUCGCGAGCUCAUCUCCAAUGCAUCUGACGCCUUGGACAAGAUUCGGUUCGAGUCGCUAACGGACAAGAGCAAGCUGGACAAGCAGCCGGAGCUGUUCAUCCACAUCGUUCCCGACAAGACCAACAAGACCCUCACCAUCAUCGACUCUGGCAUCGGCAUGACCAAGGCUGAUCUGGUGAACAAUCUCGGAACCAUCGCGCGAUCGGGCACCAAGUCGUUCAUGGAGGCUCUAUCAGCGGGCGCGGACAUCAGCAUGAUCGGGCAGUUCGGCGUGGGGUUCUACUCGGCGUACCUGGUGGCGGACAAGGUGGUGGUGCACACCAAGCACAAUGACGACGAGCAGUACAUCUGGGAGUCGCAGGCCGGCGGCUCCUUCACCGUCGCGCGCGACACCGGAGGUGGACGAGGAGGACGAGGAGGAGGAGAAGGAGGAGGAGGAGGCAAGGUGGAGGACGUGGAGGAGGAGGAGAAGAAGGAGAAGAAGACGAAGAAGGUGAAGGAGACGACGAGCGAGUGGGAGCUGAUGAACAAGCAGAAGCCGGUGUGGAUGCGCAACCCGGACGAGGUAUCAAAGGAGGAGUACGCGGCCUUCUACAAGAGCCUCAGCAACGACUGGGAGGAGCCGCUCGCGUACAAGCACUUCUCCGUUGAAGGCCAGCUUGAAUUCAAGUCGAUCCUGUUCGUGCCGAAGCGGGCGCCGUUCGACCUGUUCGACGGGAAGAAGAAGGCGAACAACAUCAAGCUAUCGAGGAGACAAGGAGGACUACGCCAAAUUCUACGAGGCGUUCGGCAGAACCUGAAGCUGGGCAUCCACGAGGACUCGCAGAACCGCGCCAAGCUGGCUGACCUGCUGCGCUACCACAGCACCAAGUCCGGCGAGGAGAUGACGUCCCUCAAGGACUACGUCACGCGCAUGAAGGAGGGGCAGUCCGUGAUCUACUACAUCACGGGCGAGAGCCGCAAGGCGGUGGAGAACUCGCCAUUCCUGGAGAAGCUGAAAAAGCGCGGGUACGAGGUGCUGUUCAUGGUGGAUCCCAUUGAUGAGUAUGCCGUGCAGCAGCUUAAGGAGUACGAUGGGAAGAAGCUCGUGUCUGCCACCAAGGAGGGAUAUCCUGGGCGAAAGGUGGAGAAGGUGCAGGUGUCGGAUCGCAUUGUGGAUUCGCCGUGCUGCCUGGUGACAGGCGAGUAUGGGUGGAGUGCGAACAUGGAGCGGAUCAUGAAGGCGCAGGCGCUGAGGGACAGCAGCAUGAGCAGCUACAUGAUGAGCAAGAAGACCAUGGAGAUUAACCCCGAGAAUGGCAUAAUCCAGGAGCUGAAGAAGCGCGCUGAUGCGGAUAAGUCGGAUAAGACUGUGAAGGAUCUUGUGCUGCUGCUCUUCGAAACUGCCCUUCUCACCUCGGGAUUCAGCCUGGAGGAGCCCAACACGUUUGGCGGCCGCAUUCACCGCAUGAUCAAGCUGGGUCUGAGCAUUGACGACGACAUCCCUGCUGAUGACGAUGCUGACAUGCCUGCUCUUGACGAGGGUGCGGAUGAGGGCUCCAAGAUGGAGGAGGUCGACUAA